Messenger RNA from Paraglomus occultum, 170 nucleotides. The record is from the annotation of a GenBank genome assembly. Lineage: Eukaryota; Fungi; Glomeromycota; Glomeromycetes; Paraglomerales; Paraglomeraceae.
AGAACAGGCGCACGGUCAUUGGGCCUUCCUCUGCUUUUGAUUUCAAGGAUCUGGGUUCUUCCACUAGCGAGGCGUCGGGGCGCGUCAAUAGCAGCGGCGGCGGCAGUGGCAGCGAAAGUGCUCAAGCUCAUCAUCAGAACCAGAGCGAUGGCUUGCCGCGCGCUAUCUAG